Molecule: messenger RNA, 3207 nt
Organism: Penicillium arizonense
Lineage: Eukaryota; Fungi; Ascomycota; Eurotiomycetes; Eurotiales; Aspergillaceae
Exons: 8
Coding region: 1-3207 (1068 amino acids)
Molecular function (GO): thiamine pyrophosphate binding; oxidoreductase activity; magnesium ion binding
Source: RefSeq, a predicted model, not a curated record
AUGGCUAGAAAGAUCUCUACCAAUGAAAUAUCACAGCACUCUUGCGAAGACGAUAUCUGGAUUGUGGUCAACGGCAAGGUGUACAAUGUCACAGAGUUUGCAUCAGAGCACCCUGGCGGCGCAGAGAUCAUCUACCAGUUUGGAGGCCGGGACGCAUCCAAAGUGUACAACAGCACCCAUUCGCCGUCCCUGAUCAACGAUAUCAGUGACCGCCUGGUUGGAGAGCUGGAUACGAGUACCAUCCCGGAAGAUUGGAACAAGGAAGAAAAAUCGCCCAAAUCAGCAACUUCAGCAAAUCAAGUAUAUCAGAAACCUCCUCUACAAGACAUCAUCAAUCUGGACGAUUUUGAACAGGUUGCUAUGAACACGCUCAGUCCGAAGUCAUGGGCUUAUAGCAGCGGUGCCGCUAACGACAAUUUUACACGAGAUGCCAAUCGCAAAAUUUUCCGCGAUAUCUGGUUUCGUCCGGCGAUUAUGCGUAAUGUCUCUCAAGUUGUCACUCGAUCAAACCUUUUCGGAUGUGAUCUCGAUAUCCCAGUCUACGUGUCACCUGUCGGUGCCGCAAUGAUGGUUUGCGAGGAAGGUGAAUUACCUCUCGCUAGAGGCACUGGGGCUUCGGGAAUCGCACAAUGCAUUUCUACCCCGGCAUCAUAUCCGCUGUCAGAAAUUCUCCAUGUAACCCCAAAGCAGGCCUUUUACCAGCUCUAUAUCAACAAGGAUCGACCAAAGACAGAAGCCCUGGUGCGACAAGCUACAGACUCGGGCAAGGUCAAGGCAAUAUUUGUCACUGCUGACUUACCAGUCAUGUCGAAGAGAGAGGCGGAUGAGCGCCUCAAAGCAGAAGAGAAUGCUGCUAUGGUCAACGUCACCCAGGACACCAAAUCUGCAGGCAAAAAGAGCGCGGGAUUCGCCAAGUCCAACAGCUCCUUCAUCGACUCAACCCUCAACUGGAAUGAUUUGAAAUGGUUGAGAAGUAUCACCAGGCUACCGAUUCUCGUCAAGGGCAUUCAGCGCGUUGAAGAUGCCCGCAUUGCAAUGCAAGUGGGAUUCGACGGUAUCAUUGUGAGUAAUCAUGGUGGUCGCGCAGCCGACACUGCGCCGCCAGCGAUACUCAUACUUCUGGAAAUUCACCGUUAUUGCCCUGAGAUCUUUGGAAAGAUGAAAGUGCUUGUCGAUGGAGGUUUCCGUCGUGGCUCAGACGUUGUCAAGGCCAUUUGCCUGGGUGCAUCAGCAGUGGGCCUUGGCAGAUCAUUUCAUUACUCAAUCAACUACGGCCAGCAAGGCGUAGAGCAUGCAGUCAAUAUACUCAAAGAGGAAAUCGAGACAGCCAUGCAACUAGUCGGGAUGACGGAUUUGAUGCGCGAUGCGGGCCCGACAUACAUCAAUACAAGUGGUAGCAACAUGAGUUAUACUGCUUCUAGAGCCUUUUUUGAGGCACUUUGGGAUGAGCAGGCUGGGGUCUCCCAUGUAUUUGUGAAUUUGGGAUCUGACCACCCAGCCAUCAUGGAAGCUAUUGUCUAUAGCAAAACACACAAGAAGGGCCAGUGUCCUGAAAUUGUUACUUGUCCACAUGAGAUGGUCGCCCUAUCUAUGGCAGAUGGUUUUGCUCGUUUGACAGGCAAGCCGCAGGCCGUUAUUGUCCAUGUUGAUGUUGGAACACAAGCUUUGGGAUGUGCUGUUCAUAACGCUUCUGCAGCCUAUUGCCCUGUCCUCAUUUUUGCAGGUCUAUCGCCAUACACUAUCGAUGACGAGCUGCGAGGAUCCCGAACCGAGUACGUUCACUGGCUUCAAGAUGCCAAAGACCAACGGCAGAUCGUGUCCCAGUACUGUCGGUACACUGGAGAAAUCAGGACUGGUAGAAACAUCAAGCAGAUGGUCAACCGAGCUCUACAGUUUGCAACCAGUGACCCACCUGGUCCAGUGUAUCUGACUGCGGGCCGGGAGGUCUUGGAAGAGGAGAUCGAGCCAUAUCAGAUCGAUCAAUCGCAAUGGGUUGCUGUCGCACCUGCGUCUCUGCCACAGGAAGGAGUCAAGAGCGUUGCUGAACUGCUUGUGUUUGCAAAAAAUCCCUUGGUUAUCGUGGGACACACAGGCCGUAAACACACAGCCCUUCCUGAGUUGGUUAAACUGGCUGAUGCGGUUCCCGGGCUCAGGGUUCUGGAUUGUCUUGGCAGUGAUGUUUGCUUUCCUUUCUCUCAUCGGGCAUCCUUGGGACUUGGAAUCGGUACACACGAGGCUAUCCCAAAGGCUGAUGUGAUUCUUGUGGUUCACGCUGCUGUUCCUUGGAUCCCCGUUCUUUGCCGGCCGUCGGCUGACGCCAAGAUUGUCCAUAUCGACAUCGAUCCUCUGAAAGAGAACCUGUCUCUCUUUUACAUCUUAUCGCAACAAACCUUCCGUGCCGAUGCUACUAUUGCCUCCAAGCAGCUCCAUACUGAGAUUACUUCUAACAACGUAUUCUCCCGCAUUUUGGCAUCCGGAGAAUAUACUCAACGUGGUGCAGCACUCGAGAAAGCACACGAGGAGCGUCUAGCUGCCCUUGCUGCCGCUGCUGCGACUCCAGAAGACAUGAAAGCGCCAUUGAACAGUCAUUACCUUGGUCGUUUUCUUCGAGAAUGUCUCCCGUCAGACACUAUCUGGUGUUUAGAGACCGUGACCAAUGCAAUGCCCAUUACGAACCAGCUCCAGGUCGAUACCCCUGGACAUCUUGUGAAUUGCGGUGCAGGCGGCUUGGGUUGGUCUGGCGGUGCGACACUUGGUGUCAAGAAGGCGACUGAUUAUCUAGCGGGUGGAACAAACAAGGGCAAGUUUGUCUGCGAAAUCGUGGGUGAUGGAACAUACAUGUUUGGCUCUCCAGCAACUGUCUACUGGAUUGCGCGUCGAUAUGAACUCGCGACACUCACGAUCGUUCUGAGCAACAAAGGAUGGAAUGCGCCUCGUAAUUCACUUGAACUUGUUCAUCCCAAUGGUCUUGGAUCUAAAGUCAACAACGUGGACUUGAACAUCUCCUUUACUCCCACACCAGAUUUUCCUGGCAUUGCCAAAGCAGCUGCAGGCAAUCAUGCCUGGGCUGGUGUUGCUGCUAAUGCUGAACAACUAGGAUGUCUAUUGCCACAGGCCAUUGAGAGUGUCAAGAAUGGAAUUCUGGCAGUAUUGGAAGUCCGUCUCGGAACUUCCUGGCAAGCGAGCGAGACGGAAUCUCGGUUGUAG